This is a messenger RNA of Lineus longissimus, 2434 nucleotides long. Its product is annotated as alpha-aminoadipic semialdehyde dehydrogenase-like. Lineage: Eukaryota; Metazoa; Nemertea; Pilidiophora; Heteronemertea; Lineidae. Gene Ontology annotation, molecular function: aldehyde dehydrogenase (NAD+) activity. The transcript has 17 exons. The record is from RefSeq and is a predicted model, not a curated record. Bases 105 to 1772 code for a protein of 555 amino acids.
UACACUACAAAGUGCAGGCUUUACUGUUGCUCCGAUUCUUCUAUUUAAACAAAAAACUCUAAUUUCUACUCAAAAUAAACCCCUGAAACCUCCCAAGUUUAUCCAUGAUUAGUUCAGGAAUCUGUAGAAACUCACAGCGAGUGGUGUCUGUCCUAGUCAACCGAAAUAUCAGACGUCGAACAUUGGCCUUCACCCUGAAUAAUUUUUGUGCCAAGCCAUUUUCCUGUUCAAGCACCAUGUCUGCACUGCUCAUUGAAAAUCAGAAGUAUGCGUGGCUGAAGGAGCUGGGCUUGGAAGCUGAUAAUAAAGGCGUUUAUGCUGGUUCAUGGUCCGGGAGUGGAGAGGUGACGACAUCUAUUUGCCCAGCGAACAAUGAAGCCAUUGCAAGAGUAACACAGGGAAAUUUGUCUGACUAUGAAAAAGUUGUGGAGGAGGCAAGAAAGGGAUGGCAGGUCUGGGCUGAUGUUCCAGCUCCACAGCGGGGAGAGAUUGUCCGCCAGAUUGGUCAUGCCUUGAGGGAGAAGAUAAAUCUACUAGGCAAACUGCUCUCACUUGAGAUGGGGAAGAUCAUUCCAGAAGGGGUGGGCGAGGUCCAGGAAUACAUCGACAUAUGUGAUUAUGCUGUUGGCCUUUCAAGAAUGUUAGCUGGCAAAGUUCUUCCUUCUGAACGUCCCGGACAUAUGCUGUUGGAGCAGUGGAAUCCACUUGGCCCAAUCGGUGUGAUCACCGCUUUCAACUUCCCUGUUGCUGUCUACGGGUGGAAUAGUGCUAUCGCCAUGGUCUGUGGUAAUGGUGUAGUCUGGAAGGGUGCUCCAUCAACCCCCUUGACAAGUGUAGCCAUCACAAAGGUCGUUACAAAGGUGUUAGAAGAUAACAACAUGCCUGGUUCUGUGUGCUCGCUGGUUUGUGGUGGAGCAGAUGUGGGAACUGCUAUGGCCAAAGAUGAAAGACUGCCGCUGCUAUCGUUUACUGGUAGUACACCCGUUGGCAAAAAGGUGGCGCUGAUGGUGCAGGAGCGCUUUGGUAAACAUCUCUUAGAACUCGGCGGAAACAAUGCAAUUAUUGUAAAUGACGAUGCUGAUAUCAACAUGGUUGUCCAGUCAGCACUGUUUGCUUGUGUUGGGACAGCUGGCCAGAGGUGUACAACAACUCGAAGAUUGAUUCUGCAUGAGAACGUGCAUGAUGAAGUCGUGGAAAGGUUGAAGAAGGCUUACGCUCAAGUCAGGGUUGGUGAUCCCCUCGAUGCCGAUACUCUGUAUGGUCCAUUACAUUCCAAGGCGGCCAUCAACAAUUAUCUGAAUGCUCUUGAAGACGUCAAAAAGCAGGGUGGAACAGUUGUCUGCGGUGGAAAGGUUAUCGAUAGACCCGGGAACUUUGUUGAACCCACCAUUGUGACUGGGCUGAAACAUGAUGCUGCAGUCGUCCACACAGAAACGUUUGUUCCUAUUGUCUACGUUCUAAAAACAAAGAGUGUUGAUGAAGCCAUUGCCUGGAACAAUGAAGUCAAGCAAGGUCUUUCCAGUAGUAUCUUUACCAAGGAUAUUGGCCAAAUAUUCAAGUGGCUUGGACCCAAGGGCUCUGACUGUGGUAUUGUGAAUGUGAAUAUACCAACAAGUGGAGCGGAAAUCGGAGGGGCUUUCGGAGGUGAAAAGCACACAGGAGGAGGCCGUGAAUCUGGUAGUGAUGCAUGGAAACAGUACAUGAGGCGGUCCACAUGCACCAUCAACUACAGCAAAGACCUUCCUUUAGCUCAAGGAAUCAAAUUCGAGUAAUCUAAUUCGUUCUGUGCAGAAGUUUGCUGCCGUGAUUCAGUAACAAGAUAACAGUGUAGAAAAUGAAUUUGGAUUUCUAAACAUAACAUGUGUUAUUGAACGAAAUAGUGUUCCAUGUAGUGUGUAGUUUGGUGAAAGUGUAGUCUCUGAAGACAUAAAUCUACAAGUUAACUUGACUGUUGGAGCGUUUGCCGUAGCAAUGCAAUGUGCUGCUCGAGUAUUUGUUUUAUUUACCUGGCUUACCUUCCUGUUGGCUUCAACCUAUUUGAUCUGUCAUGGAUCUGAAUUGAUUCCAGUCAUGGUGAAAUGAUGCAGACGUGGAAGAGGACAGCUGGGGUCAAAAGAAAAUACGGCUUUGAAUGAUGGAGGGUCAUAUCCCUUGAUAGUAUAUUUUUAAGAGUUCUCCAUGUAAUCGAUUGAGGUAAAUCAUGUUUUGAGAAGCUUCAGUUGAAAAAGGUAUGCCAGAAAAGUAAUAAUGUUUAAAUAUCACCAUAUUGGAAGUCCACGUACUCAUUUAGGUUUGGCAAAUCACAAAUAUACUGUCGGUGUUCUUACCAAUCAUGAACAUGUAUGUGCUAUAAUAACUUUGUGUGUGUGAAUGAGUAAGAAAUAAAAUAUGGCAGCUAUUACAUUGUAGGAUGUCAAUUGGAAAUAUAUACAAA